AUGGAAGAGAGGAACUUCGAGGAGCUUCUGGCAAGCAUCUCAGCGGCCGCUGCACACGUGAACGAGGUGCCUAGAGAGCAACAGCAGCAAGAGGUUGUCGAUGCCCUUGUGUCUCUACUCGACGUUCCCGCUGCACUCUCGGCAGAGCAGAGGGAGCGCCUGUUCGACCUCCUCCUGCCGCUACUCCGGCCUGACAAGCCGCUGUUGGGUCGUGUCUUCUUCGACAUCUUUCACGGCCUGCUCGGCUUCCUCCCCUAUCCUGAAACACAGCCGGCCUGCACCCAGAUCGUGAACGACAUUGCGGCCACGUGCAACCCGCGGGAGAUGUGGAUCGUGUGCACUGAGGCCCUGGGCCGGCCGCAGCCCACGGCCACCAAAGUGCUCCUACUUCACCUCCUGUCGCAAGUGCUGCGAAGGCUUCCAGAGAGCUCGCGCCCGCGGUUCCUGAGAAGUGGGCUCUCUCUCGCCGCAUCUCUGCUCCGUCCCAAGGACGAGCGUGCCAGCGGCGAUGAUGAUGAAGAAGAAGAUUCCGACGAGAUGGACGAAGAGUACCGGCUCGCGCCCGACACCGAGUCCUUUGCCAAGGCCGCCCUCGAGCUGGCCCGGCCUUUCGUCUCCAAGACCACGACCCCGCUGGCACGAGAGGAGGGCGAGCUCGUGCUAGGGUUCCUGAUGGCGGUACUCGCUGGCCCGGUCGCCCGCGCGCCGCUCGAGUCGCGGCCCAAGAACAAACCGCACGCGGGCUACUCUGGGAUAGCCUCCACCGUCCUCGAACUCUUGCUGGCGCUGGGGUGGUCGGUGGACCGCGUGCUGAGCGCGGCGGCCACGAUCAACCCGAGCGGCGUGGGCGUCUACGCCUACCUCGUCUUCGUGCAACCGCCUGACGUCACCCUGUCGCAGCACUGCCUGCCGAUGGUCAGCUCCUCGCUCUACAGCUUCUGCCGGAUCCUCCCCAGCCUCAGCCAACUCCUGCGAGAGCCGGCGCCCAACGCGUCGUUCAAGGGCCAUCGCCUGUUGGUCCACUUCACAGACCUCCUGCGCGGUUCUGCCGGCGAGGUGUCCGAGCCCGUCCUGGCCGGCCUCGGCGCCUCCCUCGACCAAUGGCGAGAGCUGUGCAAGGACGUGAUCACGUACAUGGUGAGCAACCCGGUGGAGGGGGAGCGACAGACCGCCUACGGCUGCCUCGGCGCUCUUUUCACCCUACUGGGUCCGUGGGAGCGGUUCCGUGUGCUGGGAUCGCUGCUGCAGGACUGCCCCUACGCGGCGGUGGCGGGCCUGCUCGUGGCGCGGCUCAAGGACGAGACCCUGCGGGCGUGGCCCGCCCGGGGCAGUCCCGCGGGCACGCACUGCCCGCCCUUCGCCAGCCCCAAGCUCGUCGACCUCUUCCCGCACUUCAUGCACUGCAAGGCCCCCAUCGAACAGCUCGACCUGCUCAUGCACAGCCUCAACUUCUACCGCUUCCUCCUGCUCCGCGACCGAGGCGCCCAGGCUGUCGUCGGUGUGUGGCGGCCCGACCUCGUCGAGUGGGUCAAGGCCCAGUGGCUCUUGCCCUUGCGAGAGGAGUACUCGACGACGCUGGGCGAGGAGGCCCAGCAGCAGAAGAUUGCGAUGCUCACGCAGCAUGGCUUCCCGCAGUUGAGCCCCGAGGACAUGCAACACGCGUCGACUGCCUCGCUCACCGCCCUCGCGCCGCUGACCGACCUCAUCGACUGGGUCUUCUCCCUCCUCGACGAGCAGCAGCUCCAGCUCGCCCCCGUCCGCGCCGACCCCAGCCUCCUCCCUCGGCCAUAA
Molecule: messenger RNA, 1791 nt
Organism: Acanthamoeba castellanii str. Neff
Lineage: Eukaryota; Discosea; Longamoebia; Acanthamoebidae
Exons: 10
Coding region: 1-1791 (596 amino acids)
Cellular component (GO): cytoplasm
Molecular function (GO): ubiquitin-protein transferase inhibitor activity
Source: RefSeq, a predicted model, not a curated record